GACUCAACCGGCGCUCACUUCAGUCGACGCCGAACCGCGCCACGCGCGUUAGCCGAAGCUGUUUGGUCCUGCGUCGCCUCGCAUCGCGUCGCGUCGCGUGCGUUUCUCUCCCUCGUUCUCUCGUACGUGGUAUGCGGAAACGCGUCCCUCCCGCGUUCGUCUCGUGCGGAAAUCGUCGCCGCGGCAACGACGAUGGUAGUUCCACGGGACGAUGAUCAUCCGGCAUCGUCGCGUUCCGCGUGAAGUGCGUCGCUCUCGAUCCGGCCGGAACGGCGAACAAGUGAGAUGAUAGUGACGAACGUCGCGCGUUCGACCGCUCCUGCUUCGUCGUAUUGUUCGCAUUGUUCGUAUUGUUGACCGUACAGCGACUCUGUACUCGGCCGCGUGUUCAGCUUCGUUGCGUUGAUCAUUAAUUCUGCCACACGGAUACCCGGAGCCGUCGGGCCGUCGGACGGGAUCGUCAUCGAUCAUCGCUGGCUGCGCCGCGAGGGAGACAUGGACUUCGUCAUAUUAAAGGUGAACGGACAAGACGUCUCAAAUUCUAGUCACGAGGAUGCCGUGCGUUGCUUCCAGUCAGCUCAGGAGCCAAUUAUCGUGGAAGUGCUCCGACGACAACCCAGCGGGCACCAACAGAUACCUCACACACCCUCCAAGGAGCACGAAAGGAUCGCGUGUCACGAUAAAAGCGAGGGAACGACGAACGGGAGGUGCCCGAUAGAAGAGCAAACGUGCAACGACGACGUCAAGAAAGACGCGACAUGUCCUCUCGUGUCGACCGCGGUUCAAACGGACUGGGCUGGUCUUAUAGAGGAGGAGGAGCUGCUUCCGGUUCCCCUCGUCGAGGAACAAGCAAACGACAGCUUCGAAGACUUUCUCGCCCAUGACAUCGACUUCGAGGAGGUGACGUUGCGGAAAAGCGGAAGUGCCGAGAAGCUCGGGCUGACGGUGUGUUAUAGUUCCGGUUCCGGCAGCGAGGAUGCCGACACGGAGGUUUAUAUCUCGGAAAUAGUUCCUGAAAGUCUCGCUGCCCGAGACGGUCGGCUACGGGAGGGAGAUCAGAUCUUGCGGGUCAAUGGCAAGGAUGUCGCGAACAAGGAGCAGACUGAGAAUUUGUUCGCGGAAACGAAAAACGCAGUGACGAUUCUCGUCAGCCGAUGUGUAUAUCAAGACGACGAAUACGAUGACAGGCGUAUCUAUCAUCAAGGUUCGCCGCCGCUGUCACCCGAGAAUAUACCGGCGUAUCAAAACAGCAUGAUCGAGCAACUGAUCCGCCAACAACAGCAACAACAGCAGCAGCAGCAGCAAACGGAGGAGCGUGUUAAGGAGAGUGAGAUAAAUAAUUGCACCCUGAAAGUGCCACUACCCCCUACACCAUCUCAUACUCAACAACAACAGCAGCAGCAGCAACAACAACAGCAACAACAACAACAAUCCGCCAGCAUUUUCUCCACGAAUUCAUCGUCCACGUGCUCGUCACAGAACUCGCACAAGUCUGGCAAGAACGCGACCUCGCCGGCGCAUCACACGGAUGACCGCAAGCAGUGGAUGCAGGACGCGCUGAAGGAUUGCUCGAAGAGACUGGAGGGUGUCUCCUUGCGCGGCCAGCAACCUGUCACCCCUGCGGCACCGUCGGUGAAGCUCGUUGAAGCGUACUCGAGCCACGUUUGGAGUGACACCGAGCAUAUCUACGAGACAAUACCGGAAUCCGACAGCGAGCCCAUCUAUUCGUCACCGUACGAGCAUCAUCAGCAUUGGACGCAGCAAUCGUCAAACCACGUCGCCGCGACGCAGGCACAACCGCACAGCGGUGGCGGUGGCAGUGGCGGCACGCAGAAUCACACCACCGGCGGCCAACAAAACCAAAAGUGGCAGUCGUCCUCGAAGAGCAAUAGUUCUGGCGAGGAGAAGGACAGCUCAAGCGCGUACAACACCGGCGAGUCUUGUCACAGCAAUCCUCUGACUUUGGAGCUUCAUCAAGGCGAGAGGGACCACCACAAGAGCACGCUGGUACUGUGUCCACCGAAGACGCCUCAGCAGCAACAGCAACAGCAGCAGCAGCAGCAGCAACAAAAGUUGGGCUGCAUCUGUCCCAUGCCGGUGACGCCGACUGCGACGUCCGCAGCGACCAGACAAUCGAAGAACCCGAGCGCGAGAAGGAGCUCGUCGUCGUCGUCGCACCAUUAUAGAGAUCGUAACGAGCCGGCGAUGAACGCCAACACAUUGCCAGCCGACACCAUGUACACGAACGUGGCGAACCUGCAGCAAACGAUGAUGCUGCAGCAGCAGCUGUUCAAGCAGGCGCUCAAUCGCAAGAACCUCACGACCAAGGAGACAUCGACGACCGGCGCGAGGAAGUCCAAGUCCCACGGCAAUUUCCAAGCGCCGAACCUGACGCAGUACCAGUUUGUUGGCAGUCAGCAGGUGUGCACGUCCACCACCGCGUGGAUACCGCCGGAGGACAAGGGCGAGGUGCAGAUGGAGUGGAAGGUGAAGAGGAGAGCGGAUGGGACGAGAUACAUUGCCAGGCGGCCCGUCAGAAAUCGGAUACUGCGAAAUCGAGCGAUCAAGAUAUCCGAGGAGAGGGCCGGCCACACCACCGAGGACGACACUAUGUCGGAGAUGAAGGUUGGUCGCUACUGGAGCAAGGAGGAACGCAAACGGCAAUUGGAGCGCGCGCGCGAUCGCAAACAACGACAGCAGGAGCUAAUGUUGCAGCAGCAGCAGCAGCAGCAAAUGCAGCAAACUAACGAUAUGCUGAUAUGCGAACACACGGAAGACAAGGUGUCAAAGAAACCAUUGAACAUUGUAGAACUCAGUCACAAGAAGAUGGCACGCAAAAAGACGACGUUGGACGAUUUUACCACCGUGCAAGAAAUGCUGGUUCACGGAAACCGAGUGGGGACAGGCGGUCCCGGCGCGGGAGGAAAAUUAAUGGGUCUGCUAUCGGUUACCACGGUAUAAGCGAACUCGAUUCAGACCGCUCGUUGCGCAAAAUAUGCACGGCAAUGUACUUGCCGCGGAUGCGCUUAUUACGCCAACGGAUCUCGCACGAAGAAAAACGUCGGAAUUUUCGCCCGUAAUGCCGUAAUGCCCAUCGCGCCUUUAGUUACUGCGUGACAUUAUGCGUCUACUUCAUACAUUCGCGUGUGGACAGCAUUCUGCUUGUAAACGCACGUUGUGUAUCACGCAAAAGACAAUGUCGUAAAAUCGAGAUGAUGUUUGAAGGCUCGUAAAAGGUCCGAUACUUGCUCGAGUACUCCGUACGAGUCGAGAGAAUGCCCGCUCGACGUAUAUGUGCAUUUACGCAAGCACGUAAAACUUGCUUGACGAUCACGUCGCGGAGUAAUUCUCGUUGUACACGGUAAUUUGGUCCUGGACGACAAAACGUAAGUAACAGAAACCACGAGCGAAUUAUCUUCUCUCGGUGUACGUGAGAUGUUCAAUAAUAUUCCAAUUUUUGUGAUUCUGUGAGGGGAAAGAGGAGGUACACUAAACUGCAAUAAAGCAAGGAAGCUUCGUAUCGUAUGUGCACAAGCAAUGUGUGUGGAGCUUAUGUAACGCGUCCACUUUAUAACUGAUUUUGUAAAUAUAGUCACAUGCCCGAUAUAUGUCGAUGCGGAUCGUUUUACUGACUUUUACUGACGAACAUUUUAAGAGUAACAGCUGGGCGAUGAUAGAUUUGUAAAUAUGUAUGAUAAUCAAUGUAUUAAUCAUGGCACGCAUCAAUAUUCCUCUUGCUUCGUGAAUCGUCGCCUCAACGUCGAUUCCAUCAUGGACUCAUCGUCGUGGAUGUCGAGUGACGUUUACAGCGAGAACGGUUUCAUUCGUUCACGAAUAUUGCUCUUUAUAAAUUGUAUCUUGUACAGCCCUCCGUGAUUUUUACACCACUUUUGUAAAGUAUCUGAAGAGUGAAUGGUACGCGCGAAACGCGCCGAAAAUAAGAAACGCUCGAGGAAGCCUGCGAAAUCUUGCGUAAGUGUAACUCGUGUCUUAUUCUCAUGCAUAUAACUCGUGUGUAUUGAGCCGAUUAAUCAUUAUAUUCAUUUCGAUUCUCCUUCUCCAAGAGAAGAUGAUGAAAUAUUAGGACCCCGUAUUGCCACUGUCCGAACUGCUCUAUCACAUAUUUUAAAGACACGCGUUUAGAAGGAGGAUGUGAAUAAGGAGCGUGAGUAAGGAGCGAAUCGAGAGCAGAGCUCGAUAUAAAUUAAGCAAUCGCGUACCUCCCGAUGAGAAUUCAUUAGGAAAAGUGCGCGAUGCACCCGGAACGAUUAGAUACAAUAUACCGUUGUAGAAAAUACGUUGUACGAGAUAGAUUCUAAGCACAUAAGCGAUCACGCGCGCACGUUAUGCUGUCUUUUGUAUAUGUAGAUGCGAUAUAACGAUAAUUCUAAAUAUGUGUAAUGUAAAUAAAACACGAAUAAAAUAUAGCAUUAAUAUA
Messenger RNA from Ooceraea biroi (clonal raider ant), 4438 nucleotides. It is a transcript of the gene Slip1, whose product is annotated as SLo interacting protein 1. The record is from RefSeq and is a predicted model, not a curated record. Gene Ontology annotation, molecular function: protein binding. Lineage: Eukaryota; Metazoa; Arthropoda; Insecta; Hymenoptera; Formicidae.